Lactuca sativa (garden lettuce) is the source of this 1840-nucleotide messenger RNA. RefSeq names its product magnesium transporter MRS2-1. The record is from RefSeq and is a predicted model, not a curated record. Lineage: Eukaryota; Viridiplantae; Streptophyta; Magnoliopsida; Asterales; Asteraceae. Gene Ontology annotation, cellular component: membrane. Gene Ontology annotation, molecular function: magnesium ion transmembrane transporter activity. Gene Ontology annotation, biological process: magnesium ion transport; transmembrane transport.
GAGUCUCAACUUACAACGAGGGUGCUCAACAAACUUGUCAAUUCUUUCGGAAGACGCCAGGUCCGUCUCUUUCAGUCGAAUCGGUUGGAAGAUCAAUACUAGAAAUUGAUACCUCCAUAUUCAAUUAUGGGUUUGAAUUCUGUACAUAGAUAGAUAUAUGAAGUUUUGUACGUACAAGCUGCAGCAUACCUCUGCUUACUUCUGAAUCUAUUGUUGAUUAUGCAUUUCUGUCGAAGAUACAUUCAUACGACACAUGCACCUAUAAGUUUCCGCGUGUGUAAAUGCGUUUAAGAAUUCGCGUAUUUUAAAGUCAAUUGCUCGAUGUUCCGAUCUGAAUGUUCAUUUUCAGACGGUUUGAUCAUCUUGUAGUGAUGUGAUCGACUUUUUCUGGAGCGAAACCCUAAUUCAUCAAUAGGGGGAGGGCAUGAGUUUUUAAUGGAAGACCUAAAAGAUCACCUGCUACCAAAACCUACACCACAAUCAAACCUUGCAGAUUCAUCUUCAAGACCAUUUGCAUCAUUACGCCAGCCAUUUCAAGGUGUAGAUGUUCUAGGUCUAAAAAAGAGAGGCCAAAGUGUUCGAUCAUGGAUUCGUGUGGAUGCUUCAUCUGGAGAUUCACAAGUAAUUGAAGUUGAUAAGUUCACUAUAAUGAGACGUUGUGAUCUUCCUGCUCGUGAUCUUCGUUUACUUGAUCCAUUAUUUGUUUACCCUUCAACAAUUCUUGGCAGAGAGAAGGCCAUAGUUAUAAACCUGGAGCAGAUUCGUUGCAUAAUAACAGCUGAUGAAGUUUUGCUUCUGAAUUCUCUUGAUAGUUAUGUACUACAGUAUGUGGUUGAACUACAACGAAGAUUAAAAGAGUUUUGGAAUUCCGAUGAGUUAAAAAGAUUGAGAGAAUGUAAUGCAUUUAAUGAUUUAUCUGGGAACAAUUCAUCAUCUGAUUAUUUACCCUUUGAGUUUAAGGCUCUAGAAAUUGCCCUUGAAGCUGCUUGCACAUUUCUAGAAACACAGGCAGCAGAAUUAGAAACUGAAGCAUACCCAUUGUUAGAUGAACUCACAUCAACAAUCAGCACAUUAAACUUGGAACGUGUUAGAAGAUUAAAAAGCAGACUUGUUGCAUUAACUCGAAGAGUCCAAAAAGUAAGAGAUGAAAUAGAGCAAUUAAUGGAUGAUGAUGGAGAUAUGGCUGAAAUGUAUCUUACAGAAAAGAAAAAAAGAAUGGAGUCAAUUUAUUAUGGUGAACAAUCUAUGAUUGGUGAAGGUGUCCAAUCUUUUUCAGCUCCUGUUUCUCCAGUUUCUUCACCUCCAGAUUAUCGAAAGCUUGAAAAAUCUUUUAGUUUUGCAAAAAGUAGACAUGAAAGCAUGAGAAGCUCAGAAAAUGGGAAACAACAUAUUGAAGAAAUGGAGAUGUUGUUGGAGGCUUAUUUUGUUGUCAUUGAUAGCACUCUUAAUAAGCUCACAUCGCUGAAGGAAUACAUUGAUGAUACUGAGGACUUUAUUAACAUUCAACUGGAUAAUGUGAGGAAUCAGCUUAUACAGUUUGAGUUGUUGUUGACAACUGCAACAUUUGUGGUUGCGAUUUUUGGAGUAGUGGCGGGAAUAUUUGGGAUGAAUUUUCCGAUAGGAUUGUUUAACAGUUCAUCGGCUUUUAAUUGGGUAUUGUUGAUUACAGGAGUUGCUGGACUCCUCAUUUUCUUUUCUUUUUUGUGGUUUUUUAAGUCUAGGAGAGUCAUGCCUUUUUAGGAUUAAAUUUUGUACAUCUUUUCUUUCUUCUUACCAAGUUUUGAUUAAUAAUGUAUAGCUGAAUGUUUAAAAAGGUUUAUUUAUUUGUUUGUUUAUUUUA